Molecule: messenger RNA, 1200 nt
Organism: Cryphonectria parasitica EP155
Lineage: Eukaryota; Fungi; Ascomycota; Sordariomycetes; Diaporthales; Cryphonectriaceae
Exons: 3
Coding region: 1-1200 (399 amino acids)
Molecular function (GO): catalytic activity
Source: RefSeq, a predicted model, not a curated record
AUGGUCGGUGCACCGCCGCUGGCGGGCCUCAAGGUCCUUGAGUUCGCAGGUCUAGCUCCAGGCCCCUUUGCCGGCCUCCUCCUCGCCGAUGCAGGCGCCUCCGUACUCCGCAUCGACCGCCCCUCCCCGUCUCCCACCCCUGACGGCCUUACGCGUCACAAGACCUCCAUCGCCAUCAACCUCAAGUCCCCCGCAGGCCGCGCUCUCGUCCUCCGUCUCGCGCGUGAGGCCGACGUUCUCAUCGAGUCCUUUCGGCCCGGCGUUAUGGAAAAGCUCGGCCUCGGCCCCGAAGUGCUCCUGCAGACGAACCCAGGGCUCCUCUACGCGCGCAUGACGGGCUUCCGCCGUGACGGCCGGUACAAGGACAUGGCGGGCCACGACAUCAACUACCUCGCCGUGUCAGGCGUGCUGGGCCUGCUCGGGCGCAAGGACCAGAAACCCACGCCGCCCAUCAACAUACUGGGAGACUUUGCCGGCGGAGGCGCGACGCUGUUCCAGGGCAUUCUGCUGGCCCUGCUAGCGAGGGCGAAGACAGGCAAGGGCCAGGUGGUGGAGGCCAACAUGGUCGACGGCGCGAGCUACCUGGCGACCUUUCCGCGGCUCGCCAAGAAAACACCCGCCGGCGACGGGCCGCGCGGGACGAACCUGCUCGACAGCGGGUGCCCGUUCUACGACACGUACGAGACGCGCGACGGCAAGUUCAUGGCUGUCGGGGCGCUGGAGCCACAGUUCUACGCGGCGCUGGUGCGCGGCCUGCAGCUGGAGGGCCAGGGCUGGGAGUCGAGACAGAUGGAUCGUGGAUGCUGGGACGAGAUGCGACGGGCCUUUGAGGAGGUGUUUAGGCGCAGAGACCGUGCCGACUGGGAACAAGUAUUUGACGGGACCGAUGCCUGCUGCACGCCGGUGCUGGAGUACAGCGAGCUCGAGGCGCACAGACAGGCGCGGGAGGGCGACCAGAGGCCUGCUGUCACGCUGCGGGAGACGCCGUGUCUGGCUGUUGAUACCGGCGGGAAGGGCUCGAGCGGUAGCACAGGUGGUAGUACUGACCACGGGCCGAGUCGCGGUCAAGGACCCGGUGUCGAAGGCGAUGGUUACGAAGGGAGGCUCAUGGUGCCUGGAGACGGAGGAGACGAGACACUGAAGAGCUGGCUCGGGUGGGAGAAAGGGCGGCACUUUGAUCAGGGCCGGUCCAAGAUGUAG